AUGCGCGCUGCGUGUAUCGCUCCGGCGAUGGCUGUGAGGGGAGGGAUGAGUCGGUGAACUCGCUCGUUCGGUGGCGGCGGCACCAGCACCGGGCACCCGCGGCGCUCGCGCCAUGCGUCCCGUGUAGAGAGCGGCCGAGGCGGAAGGUCGGGGCGCCAUGAACCUGCGCGGGUUGUUCCAGGAUUUCAAUCCGAGCAAAUUUCUUAUCUAUGCCUGUCUGCUGCUGUUCUCUGUUCUGCUCUCUCUCCGUCUGGAUGACAAAAUUCAGUGGAGCUAUUGGGCUGUCUUUGCUCCAAUAUGGCUAUGGAAGCUAAUGGUCAUUGUUGGUGCUUCGGUGGGAACAGGAGUAUGGGCACGAAACCCACAGUAUCGAGCAGAAGGAGAAACCUGUGUGGAGUUCAAAGCUAUGCUAAUUGCAGUAGGUAUUCACCUGCUACUGCUGAUGUUCGAAGUUCUGGUAUGUGACAGGAUCGAAAGAGGAACCCAUUUCUGGCUUCUGGUCUUCAUGCCAUUGUUCUUUGUAUCUCCAGUGUCAGUUGCAGCUUGUGUGUGGGGCUUCCGACAUGACAGAUCUCUGGAGUUGGAAAUUUUGUGUUCUGUCAAUAUUCUCCAGUUCAUAUUUAUUGCACUCAGACUAGACGAGAUCAUCAGAUGGCCAUGGCUUGUUGUUUGCGUUCCUCUGUGGAUCUUGAUGUCCUUCCUGUGUCUGGUAGUACUCUAUUACAUUGUUUGGUCUGUCCUGUUCUUGCGUUCAAUGGACGUUAUUGCUGAGCAGAGGAGAACACACAUAACAAUGGCCAUCAGUUGGAUGACAAUCGUUGUUCCAUUACUCACAUUUGAAAUUCUACUAGUGCACAGACUGGAUGGACAUAAUGCGUUCUCAUAUAUACCCAUUUUUGUCCCUCUUUGGCUUUCUUUGAUAACUUUAAUGGCAACAACAUUUGGACAGAAAGGAGGAAAUCAUUGGUGGUUUGGAAUUCGCAAAGACUUCUGUCAAUUCCUACUUGAACUUUUCCCAUUCUUGAGAGAAUAUGGAAAUAUUUCCUAUGAUCUCCAUCAUGAAGAUAAUGAAGAACUGGAAGAAACACCUGUUCCAGAACCCCCCAAAAUUGCACCAAUGUUCCGAAAAAAGACUGGAGUGGUCAUUACACAGAGUCCUGGAAAGUAUGUUAUUCCACCUCCCAAAUUAAGCAUUGACAUGCCAGAUUAAGAUUAAUUUAGAAUGUGGACAACUGACAACAAAACUGGAACUGGGAAUCAACAGCCAAAUGUAUUUCAUCUCAUGCCUUGUUUAAUUUCUUUAAGGAUAGGUAUUUGUCAGUUAGUGGCUUGUAAUGCAGAUGUUGGAGAUUUUAAAAUAUGAUUUCUUUCAGAGCUUUCCAUAUUUGCUUAAAAUCUCAUAGUAGCAAAUCAAAGUGGGAAGACUAGCUAUAGUAAGGUUCACAGGUGGAAACAAACUUUAAAAAAAAAAAAAUGUAUCUAUAAAGUCAUUACCAGAGAAAUUACUCCAAUACACAGAUAGGGACAUCAAUUGUAGUGAACUGGGAAUUGAAAACUUCUAAUAUUCUGUAACAUGCCCUCCGGUAACUGAAAUUCAUAUUUUCCUACAUCUCAUUUAAGCAUUCUAAGUAUGUGUUCCUAGUGUUAUGAUGAUCUUUUGUCCAUGAAGAUAGGUGGUUGUCUAAUAUGUGAACCUUCCUAGUGGAUUGGUUAUGUGCCUGGCUGUAUAGUAUUUAUACAGACAUUUUAGCAAUGUAAUAUAUUCUGUUCAAAUUCUAGUUCUGUACAGUAUAAAUAUUAUGUAAAGGUAUUUUUUUAAAAAGCCUGUAUGAAAUGCAUAAACUAUUACAGAGGAUGUCUUUCGUGUCUUAACUAUACACUUGGCCUCUCUUGCUGUAUGUACUUUAGGCAUGUAGUAGUAUGUAUUGGCAUGUCUUUACCUGUCAUUUCCUAUUCAGACAUGAAAACUGUGUAACUACCGAGGCACAGGAGCAUUUCAUUCCUCAGGCAAGACUUGAAGGCUUUUGUAUUAUAUAGAAUGUAUAACAGCUUCCAUGAUUUGACUUAAUGUAAAUUAUUGUGUAAAUAAUCACAACCUUUGCACUGACAUGGGGGUAAAUGUUAACUUUGUGUUGCUUUUCCCAGUUCUAUAGUCAAAUGUUACUGGUAAGCAACACACUUAUUCAUCAUUAGCCCCUUACUUCAGCUGUUCAAUAAACUAUUUUCUCCUAUAUUAUGUGCAAAACCUAUACCUUGUUUUCAGAGCUCAGAGACUUCCUGGAUUUAUGACAGCUAUUGGUUAGCUGUCAUAAAUACCAAGACUGUACUGUUGCAUCAUUACCCAAUCUCGUGUAAAACACUGGUCAGUCUAAAUUAUUAAACCCUUCAAAAUGAGUUGUGCCAUUUUAAAAAUAGUAAAUUCUCUAUAAAGGCUUAUGUUUAUUUUGA
Messenger RNA from Trachemys scripta elegans, 2448 nucleotides. RefSeq names its product transmembrane protein 185A (gene TMEM185A). The coding region runs from base 158 to 1210 and encodes 350 amino acids. Lineage: Eukaryota; Metazoa; Chordata; Testudines; Emydidae. The transcript is spliced from 7 exons. The record is from RefSeq and is a predicted model, not a curated record.